Candidula unifasciata is the source of this 816-nucleotide messenger RNA. The record is from the annotation of a GenBank genome assembly. NCBI's taxonomy places the organism in Eukaryota, Metazoa, Mollusca, Gastropoda, Stylommatophora, Geomitridae.
AUGGCUGAACAACUUAACGGUAAAGUUGCCGUUGUUACUGGCUCCAGUUCUGGUUUAGGAGAAGCAGUCGCUGUUUUGUUCGCGUCUCAGGGUGCGAAAGUGACUCUCUGUGGUCGGAAUGAGGAAAGACUUAGAUCCGUGUUAGAGAAGGUUGUGAAGGCCAGUGGAGGACACGAAGACCGGUUUCUGACUGUACAAGGGGACUUGAAUGAUAAGAACGUUCGUAAGGAGAUCGUUGAGAAAACUGUGGAGAAGUUUGGACGUUUGGAUAUUCUUGUACCCAGCGCUGGUGUUAUUCAUCGUAAUCAAUCAAUUUCAACAGCCUCGGAAGAAAUUUACGAUGAUAUCAUGGACACGAACUUGAAGUCUGUGUUUUUUCUCAUUCAAGAAGCCGUACCCUAUCUGGAAAAGACCAAGGGGACCAUAAUCAAUGUAUCUUCAGCCACUACACAUAUGGCUAUUCCAGCGGUCACCGUAUCCUUGCUAUCAAAAGUUGCGCUUGAUCAUCUGACGAAGUGCUUGGCCGUUGAUCUGGGUGCGAAAGGCAUCCGUGUUAAUUCAGUCAAUCCUGGAUUUUUCCCGACUCGGAUCAUGCGAUAUUUCGGAGACGACGUGGAGAAAAUUAAUAGCUCUGUUAUUGCAUUUGAAGAAGACAAAGCUGUGCUUCGUGGAAGAGUCGGAACUGUUGAGGACUUUGCACAAGCAGCGCUGUUUUUAGCUUCUGACGCCGCUGGAUUCAUUACUGGUGAACUCCUCAAAGUCGAUGGCGGUCGGAGUUAUGGCGGGCAGUUUGCGCUACAGGCCAUUGAAAUGUAA